AUGGAGACCAAAAAACACAUUGUUUUAGUUCAUGGAGCAUCACACGGGGCUUGGUGCUGGUACAAGCUUGUGCCGUUGCUCAAAUUGGCUGGUCAUCAAGUCACUACUGUGGACCUUGGUGCCAGUGGGAUCAAUCCUAAACAGAUUGAUGAUAUCACGUCCAUUUCUGAUUAUUUGCAGCCAUUGAUGGAUUUCAUGAGCUCUCUUCCACAAGAUGAGAAAGUAAUUUUAGUUGGCCAUAGUUUUGGUGGCAUUGGUAUUUCUCUGGCCAUGGAAAACUUCCCUGAGAAAGUCUUGGCAGCAGUUUUUGUAGCAGCCUAUAUGCCCAAUUGCAGUGUCCCGUUAAUUACCCUACAGCAAGAAUUCUUCAAAUGGACACCCAUGGACUCGCUUAUGGAUUGCACAUUUACAUUUGGUAGAGGCCCUGAAAAUCCCCCAACUUCAGGCUCUUUUGGUCCAAUUUACUUGGAAAAAAGGGUGUAUCAAAACUGCCAGCCUGAGGAGAUUGAAUUAGCCAAAAUGCUAGUUAGACCAUGUGGGACAUUCUUCAUAGACUUGGCAAAAGAAUGCCCAAUAACAGAGGCAAAAUAUGGAUCCAUAAACCGAAUUUUUGUAGUAUGCCAUGAUGAUGGUGUGAUGAAGGAGGGAUUUCAAAGAUGGGUGAUCGAGAAUAGCCCACCAAAAGAAGUGAUAGUCAUUAAUAAAGCUGACCAUAUGGUCAUGCUGUCAAAGCCCCAAGAACUUUGUCAAUGUCUCCACGAGAUUGUCCAAAAAUAUUAG
Molecule: messenger RNA, 780 nt
Organism: Pistacia vera
Lineage: Eukaryota; Viridiplantae; Streptophyta; Magnoliopsida; Sapindales; Anacardiaceae
Product: methylesterase 10-like
Exons: 3
Coding region: 1-780 (259 amino acids)
Biological process (GO): jasmonic acid metabolic process; salicylic acid metabolic process
Molecular function (GO): methyl salicylate esterase activity; methyl jasmonate esterase activity; methyl indole-3-acetate esterase activity
Source: RefSeq, a predicted model, not a curated record